UAAUGCUCUGGAUAUUUUUAAUUCACUUGUUUUAUAUUUAAUGCAGGGUUAUUUAAAAAAAUAUAUACUGCACUUUUCCAGAAUCGAGAUCUGCUCAAUGGGUUUGCGGCCGUGAUGCCCGGAGUUUGAAUGAGUUUGUUCGCUGUGUGUUGCUUGGGCUUGUUUUAAUGUCCGCGCCUCUCUCUUCUCGCCCAUUAGACCGUCCUGCCUUGUUGCUGACUUCUGCGUUGACGGUGGAGGCAGAGUGGUCUGUUGAUCCUUGGCUGGGAUUCGUACCUUAUGUGUGUGUGUGUGUGUGUGUGAGAGAGAGAGAGAGAGACGGUAGCUAGCAGGGGGAUGAAAGGCGGAGGGGUGGAGCUAGACACAGGCAGGGAGAGCUGAGGCAUGUGACAGGCACUGGCUGAGAGCCGCGUUACAGUCCGCAGGGCGAGCACUUGAAAAGUUGGGCCCAACUCGUCGGCUCAACUGGUCAACUUUGGCCAGCUCGGGUGAUGGCGUGCUGACGCUGCCUGCCGAGACAUCCGACAGCUCAGGAGGCGCGAAUGCAAGGUGACAGGUUGUGGUACUGAGCUAUAACCAAGUGUGGUAAGAAGGAUGUCUGCAGUGUCUACCACUGAUAAUGAUUAUGGAGAAAGAUUUUUUCUGCACAUACCGACCUCACUGGUUGACCAGAACAGGACUCAACCAGACGGCAGGCUUUGGAAAGACCAAGACAUUGGGAGGAAAGCAAGAUCUCAGCACAAUUACUCGGGGUCCCAUGACGGAGCAGCUCACAGCUACUGGAAUGGAAGUGUGAAAAUAGAAAACAGCCUCUUCUUUUCAGCCAGCCCAAACCUUGCAGAGCAGCAUGUUGGGAAGAGGAAGAAAGGGCCUGCCCCGAAGAUGUUGGGGAAUGAGCUGUGCAGCGUGUGUGGGGACAAGGCCUCCGGCUUCCACUACAAUGUGCUGAGCUGCGAGGGCUGCAAGGGCUUCUUUCGACGGAGCGUGAUCAAGAGCGCACAGUAUUCCUGCAAGAACGGCGGCCAGUGCGAAAUGGAUUUGUACAUGCGCAGGAAGUGCCAGGAUUGUCGGCUCCGGAAAUGUCAGCAAGCGGGAAUGUUGGAACAAUGUGUCCUGUCGGAAGAACAGAUUCGACGGAAGAAAAUGAAGAAGCUGGAGGAAGAAGUGCUGAAAGCAGUGAAGGUGACCCCAGGUUCUCUGUCUGGCUGGGACAUUCCAAUACUCAAUGUGGCACAAGUUGAGAUGAUCAGAAGACUGGUCACUGCACAACAACAGUGCAACAAGCGUUCCUUUAGUGACCGACUGAAAGUGACUCCAUGGCCACGGGGUGUCGACUCCCACAGUCGUGAGGCGAGGCAGCAGAGAUUUGCACACUUCACAGAACUCGCAAUCAUCUCAGUCCAGGAACUGGUUGACUUUGCAAAACAGGUGCCAGGAUUCCUCGACCUCACCCGUGAAGAUCAGAUCGCUCUGCUCAAGACGUCCACUAUUGAGAUAAUGUUGCUGGAAACCUCACGAAGGUAUAACCCUGCGAUAGAGUCCAUAACCUUUCUGAAGGAUUUCAGCUAUAGCCGAGAAGACUUCGCCAGGGCAGGACUACAGUUUGAAUUUAUCAAUCCCAUCUUUGAGUUCUCAAAAUGUAUGAAUGACCUACAUUUGGAUGAUGCUGAAUAUGCUCUUCUAAUAGCCAUCAAUCUCUUUUCAGCAGACCGCCCGAACGUUAAUGACCAUGAACUAGUGGAAAGGCUACGGCAGCCUUACGUUGAGGCUCUCCGCUCCUACACACAGAUAAACAGACCGGAUGACCGCCUGAUGUUCCCACGGAUGUUGAUGAAACUGGUCUGCCUGCGCACUCUGAGCAGCGUCCAUUCGGAGCAAGUUUUUGCACUACGGCUGCAGGAUAAAAAAUUGCCCCCCCUCCUGUCAGAAAUCUGGGACAUGCAGGAAUGACUGUGAGACUGACCUCGAGGGACCCAUCUCACUCAGCCAGGGAAGCAAUGCCAGGGGUGGGUGGGGGAAGGGGUCAACUCACAGGGAAGAUACAAAGAGCACCAACUACAAUUAUCAAUGCAACGGCCUUACAGUGCUGAGAGAUGCUUUCAAAUUAUUUUUUUAUGUGGGAUUCAGAGAUGCAAUUUGCUAUGCUUUGAUAUAACUCAUUAGAUGAUUGGUCUAUUUUCCCCAUGUUGUUGCCAGACUGCACAGGGGCCCACAGAAGCAGGUGAUGGUCUAGCGGGCAGUGGCAAGAUAGAGCAUAGAGUCAGCUGCACCCGUCUUUGUGCCACAGCCAGAGGCUGGCUUUGGAAAUGCACUUUACUGAUCACUGGAUGGCACUGGAAAGCCAUAAGGGAUCUGCAGGUGAAUGACAAGGAUCAUGGACAUACUCGACCAGAAACCAUCAUCUUCCAACUAAUGCACUAAAAGCAAACUAACUCCUGCACCACGAUAUCUGUCUGUCAUGUUAUUGAAUCCGGGCUGGUAUUUAUUUGGGGUCAUUCUCGGUCGGUUCUUGUGGAAUCAGUCACUUCAGGACAUUAAUUACUUCCACAAACUGAUUGAAUCACACAGUCAGAGAAAAGGGUCCUUAUGCAUGCUAACUGCCUAUCUUCCUUCUCUCCAGAGAUGCUGCCUGUCCCGCUGAAUUUCUCCAGCAUUUUGUGUCUAUCUUCGGUGUAAACCAGCAUCUGCAGUUCAUUCCUACACAUACCUAUCCAACGCACAGGGCUGGCUCCAUACCAUAUGUGAUUGGUACCUAUUUAACAUACAGGGUUCGUCACUCUCAGAUUGAUGUCUGUUCCUACCAGGAGUAGGUUAUUCCUAGUCAGAUUUUUUACACGAUUGUUCUCAAACUGAGUCAUAGAAUCACACAGAACCUAUCGCACAACUUCCACACCAGCAACUGUCUUCCUGAGAAGUCCCAUUUACUUGCAUUUGACCUCUAUCAUUCCAAACUUUUUCCAUCUAUGUAUCUAUCUAAAUGUCUUUUAAACUUGUAGCUGUACCUGCCUCUACCACUUCCUCUGGCAGCUCGUUCCACAUACCCAUCACCCUCAGUUGAAAAAUUUGCCUCAGGCCCCCUUUGAAUCCUUUCCCUCGCACCUUAAACCUGUGCCCUCAGGUAUUAGACUACUCUUAUAGUCAUAAUGUUAUUAUUUUAUCUACCUGGAGUCUGUAAGGUCACCCCUCAGCUUCCUUCACUACAGGGUAAAUAGUCCCAGUUUUAUAACUCUCUCCUGGUACCUCAAGCCCACUAGUCUUGGCAACAUCCUUGGGAAUCUUUCCUGCACCCUCUCUAGCUUAAUCACGUCCUUCCUAGAGUGUGGCAUCAGAACUGCACACAGUCUCUCCAACAUAUGCAGCUGCAACAUGAAGUCCCAACUCUUGUACUCAGUGCCCCAUCUGAUGAAGGAAGGCAAGAGUGCCACGCAUCUUCUUCACCAUCUUGUUUACCCACAUUGUCAAUUUCAGGCAACUAUGUAUUUGAAGCUCCAAGUGUCUGUCUGUUGUACAACACUCGCUCAGGUCCUGCCAGUCACAGUGCGUUAUCUUCCCAAAAUACAGCACUUUACACUACGCAGUUGCCUGAGUUAAAUUCCAUCUGCCAUUCUUUGGCCCACUUCCCCAUUUGAACUAAGUCCUGUUGUAGUCCAAGAUAACCUUCUUCACUGUCCAAUAUGCCACAAUCACGUCACCUACUUUCUUAUCCGAGUCAUUAAUGUAGAUGAGAAACAACAAGGAAUCUAGCGCUGAUCCCUGCAGCACACUACUGAAAAAACAACCAUCUACCACCACCCUCCUACAACCUCCUACCACCAAGACAAUUUUAUAUCCAAUUGAAAAAGGUCUGAAGAAGAGUUCCGACUUGAAACGUCACCAAUCCAUUAUCACCAGAGAUGCUGCCUGACCCACUGAGUUACUCUAGCAUUUUGUAUCCAACUGCCUAAGCUCACCCUGAUGCCAAUUUAUUCUAACCUUCUUAGCCAGCUUACCAUGCGGGACUUCAUCAAAAACCUUGCUAAAGUCCAUGUAGACAAGUCUACUGCCUUGCCCUCAUCAAUACUCUUGGCCUCCUCUUCAAAAAACUCAAUCAUGUACGUGAGGCAUGAUUUCUCACACACAAGCCAUGCUGACUGUUCCUAAUCCAUCCUUGCCUUCCCAAAUGAAGAUAGACAACUGUCCUUCAGAAUCCAUACCACUAACUUUCCACCACCGACUCACCACCUGUAGUUCCAUCAUGGUUUGUCCUUGCUGCCUUUCAUAAAUAAAGGUACAACAUGAGCCACCCUCUAGUCUGGUACCGCACCAAUGUCUAAGAUAUAAAGGCCUCUGCCAGGGACUAAGCAAUUUCAUCCCAGUGUCCUAGGAUACGCUUGGCCAGGCCCUGUGGAUAUAUCCACUUUUAUGCAUUUCAUCAUUGCCAGCACAUUCUCUUUUGUAACAUCGAAACGUUUUGAGACACCACCACUCUCUUUCUCUAAUUGCCUAAUUCACGAGACUUUCUCCCUGGUAAUUACAGAGAAAUAUUCAUUUGACCUCAUCCAUUUCCUGUAGUGCCACACACAUUGUAGUA
Molecule: messenger RNA, 4570 nt
Organism: Leucoraja erinaceus (little skate)
Lineage: Eukaryota; Metazoa; Chordata; Chondrichthyes; Rajiformes; Rajidae
Product: oxysterols receptor LXR-alpha-like
Exons: 10
Coding region: 595-1950 (451 amino acids)
Biological process (GO): cell differentiation; lipid metabolic process; positive regulation of transcription by RNA polymerase II
Molecular function (GO): nuclear receptor activity; zinc ion binding; RNA polymerase II cis-regulatory region sequence-specific DNA binding
Source: RefSeq, a predicted model, not a curated record